Messenger RNA from Hyaena hyaena (striped hyena), 2314 nucleotides. RefSeq names its product transient receptor potential cation channel subfamily V member 6 (gene TRPV6). The transcript is spliced from 15 exons. NCBI's taxonomy places the organism in Eukaryota, Metazoa, Chordata, Mammalia, Carnivora, Hyaenidae. Gene Ontology annotation, molecular function: protein binding; calcium channel activity. Gene Ontology annotation, biological process: calcium ion import across plasma membrane. Bases 16 to 2190 code for a protein of 724 amino acids. The record is from RefSeq and is a predicted model, not a curated record. Gene Ontology annotation, cellular component: membrane.
CCGGCCCUACACCCCAUGGGGUUGCCGCUGCCCAAGGACAAAGGGUUCAUUCUCUGCCUGUGGAGAAAAUUGUGUAGAUGGCUCCAGAGACGGGAGUCCUGGGCUCAGAGCCGAGAUGAGCAGAACCUACAGCAGCAGAAGAGGAUCUGGGAGUCGCCUCUCCUUCUAGCUGCCAAGGAGAACAACGUCCAGGCUCUCAACAAGCUACUCAAGUAUGAGGCCUGCGAGGUGCACCAGAGAGGAGCCAUGGGGGAGACGGCGCUGCACUUAGCAGCCCUUUACGACAACCUGGAGGCCGCCAUAGUGCUGAUGGAGGCUGCCCCGGAGCUGGUCUUCGAGACCAUGACAUCAGAGCUGUACGAAGGUCAGACCGCACUGCACAUAGCCAUCGUGAACCAGAACAUGAACUUGGUGAGAGCCCUCCUUGCCCACGGGGCCAGCGUCUCUGCCAGAGCUACAGGCACAGCUUUCCGCCGCAGCCCCCGCAACCUCAUCUACUUUGGGGAGCACCCUUUGUCCUUCGCUGCAUGCGUGGGCAGUGAGGAGAUCGUGAGGCUGCUCAUUGAGCAUGGAGCCGACAUCCGGGCCCAGGACUCCCUGGGAAACACCGUGCUGCACAUCCUCAUCCUGCAGCCCAACAAGACCUUUGCCUGCCAGAUGUACAACCUGCUGCUGUCCUACGAUGGGCGCAGGGAGCACCUGCAGUCCCUGGACCUCGUGCCCAAUCACCAGGGUCUCACCCCCUUCAAGCUGGCCGGAGUGGAGGGCAACAACGUGAUGUUCCAGCACCUGAUGCAGAAGCGGAAGCACAUCCAGUGGACCUACGGGCCGCUGACCUCCACUCUCUACGACCUCACCGAGAUUGACUCCUCGGGGGAUGAGCAGUCUCUCCUGGAACUUAUUGUGACCACCAAGAAGCGGGAGGCUCGCCAGAUCCUGGACCAGACCCCGGUGAAAGAGCUGGUGAGCCUCAAGUGGAAGAGAUAUGGGCGGCCGUACUUCUGCGUGCUGGGCACCAUAUACCUGCUGUACAUCAUCUGUUUCACCAUGUGCUGCGUCUACCGCCCCCUCAAGCCCAGGACCAGUAACCACACUGGUCCCCGGGACAAUACCCUCCGACAGCAGAAGCUACUUCAGGAGGCCUACGUGAGCCGUGAGGAUAACAUCCGCCUGGUCGGGGAGCUGGUGACUGUCAUGGGAGCUGUGAUCAUUCUGCUUGCAGAGAUUCCAGACAUCUUCAGGGUGGGGGUCACUCGCUUCUUUGGACAGACCAUCCUCGGGGGGCCAUUCCACGUCCUCAUCAUCACCUAUGCCUGCAUGGUGCUGGUGACCAUGGUGAUGCGGCUCACCAAUGCCAACGGGGAGGUGGUGCCCAUGUCCUUCGCCUUGGUGCUGGGCUGGUGCAAUGUCAUGUACUUCGCCCGAGGAUUCCAGAUGUUGGGCCCUUUCACCAUCAUGAUCCAGAAGAUGAUUUUUGGCGACUUGAUGCGAUUCUGUUGGCUGAUGGCUGUGGUCAUCCUGGGCUUUGCCUCAGCCUUCUACAUCAUCUUCCAGACAGAGGACCCGAACGAGCUGGGCCAUUUCUACGACUACCCCAUGGCACUGUUCAGCACCUUCGAGCUGUUCCUCACCGUCAUCGACGGGCCUGCCAACUAUGACGUGGAUUUGCCCUUCAUGUACAGCAUCACCUACGCCGCCUUCGCCAUUAUCGCCACGCUGCUCAUGCUCAACCUCCUCAUCGCCAUGAUGGGUGACACUCACUGGCGGGUGGCCCACGAGCGGGAUGAACUCUGGAGGGCGCAGGUGGUGGCCACCACGGUGAUGCUGGAGCGGAAGCUGCCCCGCUGCCUGUGGCCGCGCUCGGGGAUCUGCGGGCGCGAAUACGGGCUGGGGGAUCGCUGGUUCCUGCGGGUGGAAGACAGACAGGACCUCAACCGGCAGCGAAUGCGGCGCUACGCACAGGCCUUCCACAGCCAGGGCUCCGAGGACCUGGACAGAGCCUCUGACAAACCGCCGCUGGACCACCCGCCGGGUCCCCACCUGUCCCUGUGCACCCCCUCAGUGUCCCGAAGUACCUCCCGCAGCAGCGCCAACUGGGAGAGGCUUCGGCAAGGCACCCUGAGGAGGGAGCUGCGGGGGCUGGUCAACAGGGCUCUGGAGGACGGCGAGGGCUGGGAGUACCAGGUCUGAGCCCGCUCUGCCCUCCGGUGCCCGCAGCUGCUCCCCUUUUCCUGGGGGCGUCAAAACACAAACCCCAGACACCCGGAGGUCUAAGCUCCCAGGGCCAGGGGGAAAGCAGAAGGCAUGCUCUCCC